Messenger RNA from Grosmannia clavigera kw1407, 4779 nucleotides. Its product is annotated as ankyrin repeat-containing protein. Lineage: Eukaryota; Fungi; Ascomycota; Sordariomycetes; Ophiostomatales; Ophiostomataceae. Gene Ontology annotation, biological process: transmembrane transport. The coding region runs from base 1 to 4779 and encodes 1592 amino acids. The transcript is spliced from 9 exons. The record is from RefSeq and is a predicted model, not a curated record. Gene Ontology annotation, molecular function: transmembrane transporter activity; protein binding.
AUGAACGAAACAAAGAAGAUCGUCGCUGUCGACACCGAGCGGCUGGACACCAGCCAAGAGCACUCGGACAAGGCCGAGGCGCCCUUUGUCAAGCACACCAAAGAGGGCUUUCUUUUAGUGCCCCAGCCGAGCGAUGACCCAGACGAUCCACUGAACUGGAGCUUCUCCAAGAAGCAUGUCGCCUUGUUCUUUCUCGCUAUGGAGUCGCUGCUGGUCAAGUUCUCGGCCACCCUGAUUUCUCCCGGCGCCCGCACUCUGGCCCACCUCUUCCAUGUUCCCCUCUCCAAGGCCACCUAUAUCGGCUCCGCGCCCACCAUCAUGAACGCCGUCGGCCCCUUCUUCUGGAUCCCCAUCAGCCACCGGAUCGGGCGCCGUCCCGUCCUCCUGAUGAGUCAGAUCAUCGCUAUGGUCGCUGCCAUCGGUGUCGGUCGCUCCGAGACCUACGCCCAGGCCCUCGGCUGUCGUAUGGUCAUGGGUUUCGGCGGAAGCGCUGGCCUGUGCAUCGGUCCCGCUGCUAUUUCGGAUAUGUUUUUUUUGCACGAAAAGGGAACCCGCAUGGGCAUCCAAAGCAUCUUGCUAGUCGUCGCUCCGUAUGUCGGCGGUGUUGCUGGUGGCUCCAUUCAGUACAACUCCAAACUCGGCUGGCGAUGGUCUAUGUACGUCUCUGCCAUCUGCUACUCGGCCCAAUUUGUCUGCCAGUUCUUCUUUGUGCCCGAGACCAUCUACGAGCGUGAAGUCGCCGCGGCCGAGUUGCCCGAGCAGAAAAAGACGAUCUGGCGCCGUCUCGGCUUCCGCAUGCCCACGAACCCCUCGGGCGAGACCUGGCUGCAGACCUUCCGCCGCCCCUUUGUCAUGUUUGCCUACCCGGCUGUCGUGCUGCCGUCCUUCUGGGCCUCCGUCGCCGUCAUGACCGAGGUCGCCAACACGGCCGGAUUUGCCAUCAACUUUGGUGCCAGCAGCCGCUUCCACUUCAACACCGCCCAGGUCGGCUUCUGCUUCAUCUCCGGCCUCAUCGGAGCCUUUACUGGCGAGGUGUGCGCCGGACCGCUCUGUGACAUGGCCGUCAGGAACUCGUUGCGCCGCAAUCAGGUCUGGCGCGCCGAGAAGCUGCUAAAGCUGGCCAUCACCGGACUUGUCACGAUAUUUGCCGGCCUCAUGCUUUACGGCUUUGAGCUUGAGAGCAGCAAGGCCUGGGCUCGUCCCCUCGCCGGCAUGAUCCUCUUCGUCUUCGGCCAGGAGGUCGUCGUCACCAUCAUCAUGACAUACAUGACCGACUGCUAUCCUGAACAUGCUGCCGAGGUCGCCGUCGUCUUCCAGUUCUUCUUCAACCUCAUGUGCUACCACCCGCCGUUUUACACACCCCAGUGGAUCGCCAGUGCAGGCUCUAAGGUUCCGUACAUUGUGUAUGCUGUCCUUCCAGUCGGCCUGUUUCCUAUCCUGAUCGGUCCGUUUAUGUGGAAAGGCUCUCAGAUUCGUGAAAAGGGCCCUCUUUUCAGAUUCAUUUCCUUCAAAAGAAAAGCUACGAAGACGUCCUUCAAGGCAUCUUCCAAGAAGUUUUUCAAGAAAUUGUUGGGACGCGAAAAGAAGGACAUCGCCAGCAAUUUCCCCUCGCAAGGCGAAGUUGUAUUUCAUCCCCCAGCAGCAAAAGAAGAAUCCAACAUCGAAGCAGCGUCAGAAGAGCCCUUUGCCUCCACCCUCUCAAAUACCCCAUCAGUUCAAGCAAAUAUUGUCAGUUCGUCUUCCCAAAAUGCCGUGCCACAAACCGACGACAUUCCCUCCACCCCAGAAGCAGCGACAGAGGCGCUCACGGUGUCUCCCCACCCCAUCUCGAACACCUCCCUAAUUGUAGCGGACAAUGCUGCAAACCCGGUUUCGGAAAAUGUCGUGCUGUCUGCGCCACAAACCGACGAUAUUGCCUCCACCCCGCCUCCCACUACCGCCGAAGCCUCUCCCAGCGACGAACUAUGGACAAGAGCGUUUGGGCUGUUUCGAGAGAAGGAGCCCGAGCUUGCCAGGGAUUACAUGACGCACUUAGCAACCCUGCACAACUCGGUGGACAGUGUAGAUCUGUCGGCAUCUCGGUCGGUCAAAGAUCUCGUAGACCGACUGCUCGAAAAACGAGAGGAGAAGCUAUGGAAGGUUUCGAUCUUGGGAAAAAGUGUGAAGAUCCGGGAACAGACCGAGAAGCUGGUCAGGCUUCUCGUUUUUUUUGAUCCCGUGGUAAAGGAAGCCGUCAGCUCCCAGCCAUACGCCGCUCUGGCAUGGUCUGGCGUCUCGCUGAUUUUGCCUCUGCUUACGAGCGGAACGACGCAAAACGAAGCCAUGCUAAAGGGUUUCGACACGAUUGGCAACGAACAGCUCUACUGGAAUAUCUGCGAAAAAACAUACCUCGAGUCCGCAGAGCACGAAAUCUACAAACCGCUGGUCGAGCCGCUCGCCCAGCUUUAUUCCGACAUGAUAGCAUUCCAGGCCCUUGCCAUAUGCCAUUAUUCCAAGGCCCAGCUCUCUCGCGCCUGGGAGAACAUCGCGGGCAGCAACGAUUGGGACGUCAGAGCAAACAAGAUUGAAAAGCAAAGCACGAAUAUCCAACGCAAUAUCUUGAAUCUGGACAAGCAAGAGAUUCGAAUUCUAUGGAAUACGCAGCUGCAAGGGAUACAGGAGUCGCAGUUUGCACUUAACGACGUACGCCAAAUUCUCAGUGAAAACAACAGACUAAAUCAGAAACGCUAUGAUGACGAAAAGGAAAGAGAACUCCUCAAAGAGCUUGCAUCAGCCUACGAGAGUUACAAGAACUUCAACAAGCAAAGAGUGGAAGGCACAUGUGAAUGGUUCUUCAACGACAACAGAUUCCGCACAUGGCGAGACUCUAAGAUGUCGAGCCUGCUCUGGGUUUCUGCUGGUCCAGGCUGUGGGAAAUCUGUCCUAUCCCGAGCUUUGGUUGACGAACACCGACUUUCCACCAAUGCUGCUACAUCGACUGUCUGCCACUUCUUCUUCAAGGACGGAGACGCUCGUCGCUUACGCAGCACUGCCGCUUUGUGCGCCGUGCUCCAUCAGCUCUUCACCCAAGACCAUACUGGAAGCCUGAUAAAACAUGCGCUGCCUAGCUACAAUGAGGGCAUGGCUUUAAGAAACAACUUUCCGGGGUUGUGGAAAAUCCUCAUAAACUGUGCUAAUUCUCCAGAAGCGGGACAAAUCAUUUGUGUCCUAGAUGCCCUGGACGAGUGCGAAAUACAAAGCAGAAACGAACUAAUUGGAGAGCUGAAAAGGUUCUACUGUGAACAAAGAGAACUGGCGAAAUCUUCAACGCUGAUGUUUCUGAUCACAAGUCGUCCUUACGCUGAUUUGGAGUUUGCAUUUCUUAAAUUUAACACAACGACUUACUUACGUUUUGAUGGCGAUGAGAAAUCAGCCGACAUUGGAAAGGAAAUCAGCCUGGUCAUUGACGAGCGCGUGAACACAGUAGCAGCAAGCUUUUCUGAAAAGCACCGUCUCGAACUUGCGGACCACCUCAAGAGCAUGGAAAACCGCACAUACCUCUGGCUUCAUCUUGUGUUUAGCAUAAUCGAAGGAAAUUUUUCCUACUCGAGGCCGCUAGACAUCAAAAAACUCCUCUCUCAGAUCCCACCAGAGGUGUCUGGAGCAUAUGAACAGAUCUUGGAUAAGAGUUCGAACAAAGAUUUGACCAUGAAGCUUCUCCAGCUUGUCCUUGCGGCGGAGCACCCGCUGACUCUCGACGAGGUCAACAUUGCGCUGGCAUUGGCUGAUAGUCCUCAGGACUCGGCCGCAGAGCUGAAGUCUGCGCUGUGGCCAAAGGGCAACUUUCAGACUACAGUCCGAAACUUCUGUGGUCUUUUCGUCAGCGUCUACGACUCGAAACUCUUCUUUAUCCACCAGACCGCCAGAGAGUUUCUUCUCAGCUCUGAGCGAGAUGGAAAUUGGAAAGGCCAUUUCGCAUUACCGGAGUGUCACAGCAUCUUGUCUCGUGUUUGCAUCGACUACUUGCUAUUUCCUGAUCUUGUUGAGCACCCGUUGAUUGUCGAGGACGAAGAAAACGAGAAAGAAACAAGACCAUCAUUCUUUGAAUACGCUGCCCGGUAUUGGACUUCACACUACAACUCGCAAGAAGACGCAAAUGCGUACAAAUCACGAAAGGAUGCUUGCAUGCUCUGUCACAAGAUCAACAUAGAACCAAUGGAUACCACCAAAACGUCAGCGCUCCAAGCAGCAUCAUUACAAGGCCAACUUAAGACUAUACGGCUUCUAAUCGACCGCGGUGCCAACGUUAACCUUCAAGGCGGAGAUUACGGUUCGGCUCUCCAAGCAGCAUCGAGGAACGGCUACACGGAGAUUGUACAGAUACUGCUUAACAGCGGUGCCGACGUUAACUUGGACGGCGGAGCAGCGCUUAAAGCAGCAUCGAGGAACGGCCACACGGAGAUUGUACAAAUACUGCUUAACAGCGGUGCCGACGUUAACCUUCAAGGUGGAGAAUACGGUUCGGCUCUCCAAGCAGCAUCGAGCUUUGGCUACAAAGAGGUUGUACAAAUACUGCUUAACAGCGGUGCCGACGUUAACCUUCAAGGCGGAGAAUACGGUUCGGCUCUCCAAGCAGCAUCGAUAUUUCGCCACAAAGAGGUUGUACAAAUACUGCUUAACAGCGGUGCCGACGUUAACUUGGACGGCGGAGCAGCGCUUAAAGCAGCAUCGAGGAAAGGCCAGACGGAGAUUGUAGAGAUGCUGCAUGCUAGUGCUAACAACAAGACGGAAGAACUCUGA